Molecule: messenger RNA, 872 nt
Organism: Triplophysa dalaica
Lineage: Eukaryota; Metazoa; Chordata; Actinopteri; Cypriniformes; Nemacheilidae
Product: metalloproteinase inhibitor 3-like
Exons: 5
Coding region: 54-662 (202 amino acids)
Biological process (GO): negative regulation of membrane protein ectodomain proteolysis; negative regulation of endopeptidase activity
Cellular component (GO): extracellular matrix
Molecular function (GO): metalloendopeptidase inhibitor activity; protease binding
Source: RefSeq, a predicted model, not a curated record
AGUCUGUAAAUCAGACCAAAUCCUUAGAAAGUAUCAUUUGACUUCUGCUGUACAUGAUGGGUGUAACACUGUUGGGUGUUGUGCUGAUCUUCUUGUCUGUAGGGCUGAAUAUACAGACAGCAGAGAGCUGCCGCUGUUUACAACGUCACUCUCAAGAUCAAUUCUGCACUUCUGAAAUGGUGAUUUUAGCUGACGUAACCGGAAAGGGGGGUUCUGUUAGGAACUUAUUUCGGUAUAAAAUCACAGCAAUCCAGGUAUUGAAAGGUUCUAACAACGUAAGCAGAAUUCAAUAUGUCUACACAGAUCCACAAUCAUCAUGUGGCAUCACACUGGAUCAGGGGAGAUACGUGCUUACAGGAAACCGGUUAAGAGAUGGGAUCGAAGUGAUGAUGUGUGACAUUGUCAAGCAAUGGGAUCAUCUCUCCUUAACGGAACAAGAAAACUUCUCACAAAUGUAUAUGAUGGGCUGUAACUGCACGAUCUCUACGUGUUCUGACAGUCCAUGUUGUCCCCAAUCUGAGAAUGAAUGUAAGUGGGAAACCAACUCUCCUCAGUCUCUGGAUUACGUCUGUCUGAAGGACAGUGAAGGCAUCUGUAGCUGGUACAUGCCACAUUCAAAAGUUGAUGUUGAUGCAUUGUGCAAAGUAGAGAUGCGCAGAUGAGCUAAAAUGUCAACCGCAUCCGCUGCUUCAAAUUAAUUAUCCACCCUGCUGUAUAAUUUUCUCUGAUAUAGAUAUCCGCACACGACCUGCAAAUUAGCGUCUAACUGAUGAAAAAUGCAUUUAAAACGCAUUCAUAUUUUAAAGAAGUUUUUAUUUAAGAAUAUAUAAGAAAUUUGAAUACAAAAUAAAAAUGUUACUAUUUGAUUGUAA